AUGGCUCUCUUCGCCGGCGCAACGGCGCAGGCGCAUGAUCGCCAGCCUUCACCCGCACCCGUAGGCUUGUCGCUGAACCUCUCAUCAAACAAUCCGUUUCGCAACCGGGCAGCCUCUCCCAACCCAUCACCCUCGACGCCCGUAUAUCUCACCGCUGCCGGCACGCCCCCGCUGGCAGUGCAACGACCCACGCGCCCAAUGUCGACAAAUCCUUUUCUCGACGACAGCGAGCUUUCCCAGCCUGAUUCAAAGGCCAGAGCGAACGCAGCAGCUCUGCCCGAAGACAUUUUUGUGAGUCUUCGCCUCGCCUGCCCUGCAACUUCCCCUGCUUCAUUCGCACGCUUGUACCUUGUUCGCCCUCCAACGAACGGAGCUCCACCACGACCAAUUCGACCUGCCCCGUCUUAUCGCGCGCCAGAGCGACCCUCUGGUGAUCGACCUCCACGACCUGCGCGAGAUCCGGCCAGCCCGAACAAAAACGGUUUCGCUCGCCCUCGACCGCGGCGAGCAUCCGAGUCGUCCGUCAUGGAGAAGGACCGUCGACCACGUAUGGACCGCGAUGGCUUUGACAGCCGGCCACGCACUGAAUCUGAGGAGCAACGGCGGCGAGAGAGGCGCAAGGAACGUGAAGAGCGACACAAGCAAGAAAAGGAGAAGAUCAGGAGAGGCGAAAAGAAGCCACGGAAGCCGCAAGGACUCGACAUCAUCGACAAAUUGGACGUUACCGGCAUCUACGGACAGGGACUUUUCCAUCAUGACGGACCUUUCGAUGCUUGCAACCCACACCGCAAUGCCAAGAAAGACCGCAAGGCACCAAUGCAGGCUUUCCCUGCAGAUUCUGCAAACAUGCAACUCGGUGGAGCUGGUCCACUGCGUUCUCGCCUUGAUCUGGACAGAUUUCAUGGCCGGGGCGAAGAGAGCUUCUCGGAGUUUGCAGUGACGCGGAAGCCAGCUACCACAGUGAUAGACCCACUGCAGCGCACAGAGCCUGUACAUGGAGCUGAGACCUUCGGCUUGGGAACAUCCACCUUCUUGGAAGGUGCGCCUGCUAGUAGAAGCGCACUGCAGAGGCGAGAUUCUGAGGAUCCCGAGCUGAACGGAGGCGGUGGAGGCUUGUCGCGCAAGAAGUCGCUUGCGCAGAGAUUCCGUGGCAUGUCUGCAUCCCGGCGAGACAGGCCUGGUGACCUUCGGAGUCCAGAUGCGCGGUAUCAAAUUCCUGCACAGCCGAAUGGCGCUUGCAGCCCAGAGGUUCAGCAGCUCAAAGCAUCGAGCGCUGGAGGCCCAGUUCAAGCAAGGCACAACAAGGAGAAUGAAGUCAACGUGUUCGACAAUGACUACGAAGCUGCAUUCAACAAAAAGGGUGCUCAGAUCAAAAUCGCGGAGCAAGACAAGCCUUCAAUGGGAAGACCUCGCGCUACUAGCAGCCCGAAAGCUCCAGCCCUGUCGAGGAGCUUGACUUCUGAUGGCCGCUUGUCAAGUCGUGGUAGAGGAAGCAGUGGAGAGGAAGAUCGUCCGGAGAAGGGUGGCGUAAGCGGGUUUCUCAAUCGAAUGAGAUCGGUCAAGGGCGGUCCUCGACGGCCGACCAGAAAUGUGGAGUAG
Pseudocercospora fijiensis CIRAD86 is the source of this 1599-nucleotide messenger RNA. RefSeq lists its product as uncharacterized. Lineage: Eukaryota; Fungi; Ascomycota; Dothideomycetes; Mycosphaerellales; Mycosphaerellaceae. The transcript is spliced from 3 exons. Gene Ontology annotation, cellular component: cytoplasm. The record is from RefSeq and is a predicted model, not a curated record. The coding region runs from base 1 to 1599 and encodes 532 amino acids.